Messenger RNA from Pyricularia oryzae 70-15, 321 nucleotides. RefSeq lists its product as uncharacterized. The transcript has 2 exons. Lineage: Eukaryota; Fungi; Ascomycota; Sordariomycetes; Magnaporthales; Pyriculariaceae. The coding region runs from base 1 to 321 and encodes 106 amino acids. The record is from RefSeq and is a predicted model, not a curated record.
AUGGCUCUUCUUUUCGAAAAGCCCGUGCUUGCCGGCCCUCUGCUUCUCAUCACGCUCCCAGCAAUUACUCAAAGUCACGAACAUCCUUAUUCCACACUACUGGCCUACCGACCUUUUGCCCACCAACCAAGCUGGCCGAACCCCUCCCAGGGCGAGUGUGAGCUCCCAACCCCACAGCUGUCAUGUCCUGCACUGAUGCAGGUGUUGCUGAUGCCUGUCGACGGCAAAGAUCUCCUUGCCCAUGGUAAUGCUGCCAUAUCCGAUAUCAUCGGCAUCAAGCCUGAUGGGGUCGGGAUGAAUGUCGCAAAGGAAGCAGAGUAA